CACAAUUAAAAAUUUACUAUCUCUUUGUGAAAUUAAAAAAGGUAAAGAAAAUAAAGCUGUUGUUGCUGCCAAUAUAAUGUAUGUUGUAGGAUAAUAUCCAAAAUUCUUAAGAAACAAUUGGAAUUUUUUAAAAACUGUUAUAAAAAAGUUAUUUGAAUUUAUGAGAGAAUCUUUUCCUGGUGUUUAAGAAAUGGCAUGCAAUACAUUCUUAACAAUAAGUUAAAAAUGUGGAAAAGCAUUUGUAAUUCGAUAAUAAAUGUAGUUUUAUUCAUAUUAAAUUUUAAGUUAAUCUGAUUAAUUAGAAAGAGAACCAUAUAUUUGGGAAUUAAUUAGAAACAUAAGAGAUUAAGUAGCUAUAUUGCAAGAUUAAUACAAAUUAGUAUAUUAUGAAAGUUUAAGUCAUAUGAUUAAAUUUGAAGAAGAUCUUAAUAUUAAAAUUCAAUUAGUUAAUAGUUUAGUCAAACAUCUAAAUGAUUAAUUGAUUUAAUAUACUUCUUCUAAUAAUUAUACUGAUCUAUUUAAAGAUGAAAAAGUUUAACAAUUUUUUAUCUAAUAUUUCAGAAUUCUUUAAUAAAUAGUAUAACCAACUGGAUAUGCAUUUACUUAAUCAUUAAUUUAACUUUUACCUACUUAUAAUUAAUUAUAUCUCUUUUAUAGUCAAAGUAUCUAAUAGUAAGCAAUGGGAUAAGGAAUUAUUAUUAUGGGUUGGUAUACUGUUAAAAAAUAAAGAGCUGUUAAAAAAGAAAUUUUAAAAUUAUAUUCAGCAUAUUUUUAAAAUAAUGAUCAAUAAUUAUUAAAUUAAAAUUAUUAAUUAAAAACCUCAUUAGUUUUACCUAUAUGUAAUCUCUUAGAAGAAUAUUAAUAAUCAAUUGAUGAAUAAAAAGAGCCAGAAUUACUAUUGACUUUUAAAGUAAUAUUCAUAGAGUUAUAUAUUAUUAGUAUAUGCUUGAGAAAUUUUUAACUCCAAUUGAAGAUCUUGUUCCUUUAAUUCUAAAAGGCUUAUUUGAUGCUACAAUUAGAUUGAUAAGCCAAGAUUUUAAUUCAUAUCCUGAUCAUAGAAUUAAUUUCUUUGAAUUUUUAAGAUCAUGUGUCUAAUAUCAUUUAUUAGGAUUGUUUAAUAUGCCUUAAGAUUAAUUUAAAUUAAUGAUAGAUUGUAUUAUAUGGGCAUUUAAACAUUAAGUACCUAAUCUAUAAGAAUUAGGAUUGGAUGUCUUAUAUUAUAUUUUAUAAGUAUUUAUAAUCUUCUUAUAUAUUUAAAGUAAGUAAAUAGUGAUUUAAUUGUUGCCAAUCAAUUUUAUUCCCUUUACUAUUUAAGACUACUAAAAGAUAUAUUGGAAAUUUUGACUGAUAAUUUACAUGCUAGUGGAUUUAAACACCAAAGUUAAAUAUUAAUGACACUCUUUUAAAUUGCAUCUAAUCCAUAAAUAACCACUAAAUUAUCAAAUGAAUAAGUUGGUUCAAACUUUGAGUAUAUUUCUUAAUAUCUCAUAACAUCAUUAUAUGGUGCCUUCCCGAAUGUAACUAAAUAAUAAACUGAAUUGCAUAUAUCUAGAAUGUUUUAAAACUUAAAUAAUGCACACAAUUUUAGAGUACAUUUAUUUAUAUCUAUUUAUUAGUAAGAACUUAGUGAUUAUUUAAUCAAUCUCAAGUAAUUCUAAGAAAAUCACGAUCAUCUAAAAUAACAAGACUAAUAACAAGAUAUUCAAAAAUCAAAUCCUUAAUGAUAAG
Paramecium sonneborni is the source of this 1728-nucleotide messenger RNA. The record is from the annotation of a GenBank genome assembly. NCBI's taxonomy places the organism in Eukaryota, Ciliophora, Oligohymenophorea, Peniculida, Parameciidae.